Messenger RNA from Parastagonospora nodorum SN15, 1353 nucleotides. RefSeq lists its product as hypothetical. Lineage: Eukaryota; Fungi; Ascomycota; Dothideomycetes; Pleosporales; Phaeosphaeriaceae. Bases 1 to 1353 code for a protein of 450 amino acids. Gene Ontology annotation, biological process: protein phosphorylation. Gene Ontology annotation, molecular function: ATP binding; protein serine/threonine kinase activity. The record is from RefSeq and is a predicted model, not a curated record. The transcript is spliced from 3 exons.
AUGACCGCCAAAAUCAACCCUCAAUCUGUGCCGCGGUUCAACGCGUCUACUAUGACCAUAGCACCUCUUGAGUCCGGCAGUUACGAGAAGAAGGCCAGCCAUGAGUCGCGAGAUUUGACGCUGAGAGAAAUUCAAACCUGCGGGGUAUUGCAGGAGUGUCCACAUCCGAACAUUUGUGGCUACCGUGGUGUAGUUGUCAACAAUGGUUUGGUGACCGCACUGAUGUUCGAUCGCUACGACAUGAACCUUCGCGAAUUUCUCUACAGUCAGAGGUCAAACAACAUGGAUAUCCCAAAAUGUAUUCAGGAGAUCAAGAAUGGCAUCGACCACAUACAUUCCCUGGGGUUGGUGCAUUGCGACAUCAAGCCAGACAAUAUCUUCGUCCACUUAGCAAGCGCGCGAUUUGUCGUUGGGGACUUCGACUCUGUCCAUCGAGAAGGCCAGCGACUGACUCUCAAAACUGGCACAGAAGGAUGGGCACCUCUCGAAGCAGACACAAACGAUUUAGCGCGGCGUGAAAUCGACAUCUACGGCCUAAAAAUGAUUCAGGCGUGGUUGGAGAGGAAAUUGGACUCCGUGACCGGCGAGCGCUGGUUUGCAGAAACUAAACACCCCCUCGAACGAGGCCAGCGCUCCGAUCCCUGGAAAUGGGACACACCACCACGUGUCAUUAACCUCGGGCGCAUAUACCCAACCUACAUUCCCUCCAUCAUGACGGUAGCAAUCCGCGAGGGCGCCUCGUACCUCAAAGAGGUCGACUUGCAGAAGCUUGGUGCGCGAUUGUUUGCUGGCGCGCCCCCCGCUGAAAUCACGUUGCGAGAGAUCAUAGUGUGCGAGAUGCUGCGGAAGAAUUCGCAUCCGAGUCUCUGCGCGUAUCGCGGCGUUGUGGUGAAUGAGCAGGGUCUGGUGUCUGGUCUGGUGUUCGAGCGGUAUGACUGUACUUUGAUGCAGCUUGUACGCGGACAUCAACAAUUCGACGCGAAAGAGUGCUUUCGCGCUGUGGAGAGUGGGGCCAAGCAUUUACAUGCGCUUGGGUAUAUUCAUUACGAUCUGAAGCCUGAAAACAUAUUCUACGACAUGCGUAGCAAACGCUUCGUCCUGGGCGAUUUCGACGCUGUUCAGAAGAUUGGCGUGCGUCUGCACCUCAAGCAUGGUGCCAUGGGCUUCAUACCUGAAUACACAAGGACUGAUCUAGCUCGUGUUGAGUGCGACUGGUAUGGGCUUGAAGUGCUGAAAUUCUGGCUGGAGAAGAAAGGUAAUGGCAAAGCACGCAGAUUUGAUAUGCUACCAUCAACCACCGAGAUCCUAGAAGAGGUAACCAAGGUGAUGCAAGAGCGCUAUGCUCAAAAUUGA